This is a messenger RNA of Mus pahari (shrew mouse), 999 nucleotides long. Its product is annotated as cathepsin Q-like. Gene Ontology annotation, biological process: immune response. Lineage: Eukaryota; Metazoa; Chordata; Mammalia; Rodentia; Muridae. Gene Ontology annotation, cellular component: lysosome. The record is from RefSeq and is a predicted model, not a curated record. Gene Ontology annotation, molecular function: cysteine-type endopeptidase activity.
AUGACUCCUGCUUUCUUCUUGGUCAUCCUGUGCUUGGGAGUUGUGUCAAGUGCUUCAGCAAUUGAUCUCAGUUUGGAUUUCGAAUGGAAAGAGUGGAUGAAAAAAUAUGAAAAAUCAUACAGUCUGGAGGAAGAAGUACUGAAAAGAGCAGUAUGGGAAGAAAAUGUAAAAAGGAUUAAGCUGCAUAACAGGGAGAAUGCCCUGGGGAAGAAUAGCUACACCAUGGAAAUAAAUGACUUUGCUGACAUGACUGAUGAAGAAUUCAAGGAAGUGGUAAUGGGUGUUACAUUGCCAGUUGACAACACAAGAAAAAGUCUCUGGAAACGUGCACUUGAUGCUUUGCCCAAAUUUGUUGACUGGCGAAAUGAAGGCUAUGUGACUCGUGUGAGGAAUCAGAGAAAAUGUAAUUCUUGUUGGGCUUUUCCUGUGACUGGUGCCAUAGAAGGACAAAUGUUCAAGAAAACAGGAAAACUGAUCCCACUGAGUGUACAGAACCUAGUGGACUGUUCUAAACCUCAAGGCAAUAGAGGCUGUCGUUGGGGUAAUACAUACAAUGCAUUCCAGUAUGUUUUGCACAAUGGAGGUCUGGAGGCUCAGGCAACCUACCCUUAUGAAGGAAAAGAAGGACCAUGCAGGUACAAUCCUAAGAAUUCAGCUGCUAAUAUAACAGGAUUUGUGGCCCUCCCUGAAAGUGAAGAUGUCCUAAUGGAUGCCGUAGCAACUAAAGGCCCCAUUGCUGCUGGACUUCAUGUUGUCUCUAGUAGUUUUAGGUUCUAUCAGGGAGGUAUUUAUCAUGAACCAAAUUGCACCAGUUCCGUGAAUCAUGCAGUUUUGGUAAUUGGCUAUGGAUCUGAGGGAAAUGAAACAUAUAGCAAUAAUUACUGGCUGAUCAAGAACAGCUGGGGUAGAAAAUGGGGAUUGGGCGGAUAUAUGAAGAUUGCCAAAGACAGGAACAACCACUGUGCGAUUGCUUCAUUGGCCCAAUACCCUACUGUGUGA